Penaeus vannamei (Pacific white shrimp) is the source of this 1869-nucleotide messenger RNA. RefSeq names its product protein Aster-A. Gene Ontology annotation, molecular function: sterol binding; sterol transfer activity. Gene Ontology annotation, cellular component: plasma membrane; endoplasmic reticulum membrane; endoplasmic reticulum-plasma membrane contact site. Lineage: Eukaryota; Metazoa; Arthropoda; Malacostraca; Decapoda; Penaeidae. Gene Ontology annotation, biological process: intracellular sterol transport. The record is from RefSeq and is a predicted model, not a curated record.
AGCAGACUCCGGCUCCGCAGUCACCGUUAAGAAAACCCAUGUUGUCAGGCCUAUGAAAGGAUAGAUUAUCGAAGAGGAAUUACAGAUAACAUGAAAUUGGAGGAGAGUCCAUCCUACGCCAGCGAGAUGGAGGAGAGAGGCUCAAGUCCUUUCCUGGAGAGGUUCGGCAGCAGCGAGAGUCCUCCUGGUACCGCCCCCCCUCCUCCUCCUUCUCCUCCUCCUCCGGCCGCGCACCUCGUCAGGAGCCUCUCCAGGGCGACGCUAGGAAGCCGCCUGAGUGUGAACGAGAGUGCCUCGUGCCCUCUGGAGAGCCACCACCAGGGGAAGUUGCUCCUCAACGCCUCCAUUUCCCUUCCUGUGGAUGCCGUCUUCGCUUUCAUGUUCGAGCAGCCGGAGUUCAUGCUCGAUGUGUACACUGACCAGAAGGCCUAUGACGUAGUCCCGCAGGCCUGGCAGAAUGUAGACGAGCGACGUAAAACCCGGACACUGACGUACACGCUUACUCUCCCUCCCUCCAACAUAGCGCCCAAAGCGUCCAAUGUAACGGAGAGACAGGUGUUACUACCCCAGAGUCAGCCGGGCAGCCUGUACUUGGUGGAGGCUGAGGUGACCAACGGGGGCAUUCCCUAUGGCGACUCCUUCUACGUCGCCAACCACUACUGCCUGACGAGGGAGGCCGACGGGAGCACGAAAGUGAUCAUGUGGUCGAACGUCAAGUACAAGAAGAAUGUGUGGGGUUUUAUGAAAGGGAUGAUCGAGAAGAACACGUACAGCGGUGUGGAGGCGAUGAUGACCGAAAUUGUGCACCACUUGGAAGCUGAAGCCGAGAAGCUGACCAACCCCACAGGUUUGAGACGACGUAGGCCUACCAACCCAUACCAGCGCGCAAGAUCGCAGAAAAGGACAGACAAAAGUGCGCUCAGACAAGCAGCUAAGACAGAGCCACAGAAGAAGGAAGCAGGCGAGACAAGAUAUAACUGGUUGGUCGGAGCGUUGUUGGCCAUGCUGUUGUGCGUUGGGAUGUGCAACGCCUUCCUCUACAGACAGCUCUUCUACCUCGAGAACUUGGCCAGCAACCAGCAGCUCUCCGACGGAAUUCCAGAUAUUAGGUACCUGGGCGAGGGUGGAUCAUGGGACAAUGUGGCGAGCAUUCUGAAGCGUCAGGACCAAAUGCACGCUAAGCAGAUGGCGAAAUGGAGUCAUGUCAUCAACGAAGCUUCGCAGCAGCUUCAACAGGUCCAAGAAUCACUGCGGGAUAUCGCAGAAAACAUUCCACAGCACCAGGAGAAGCUCAUAACUGCUCUAAUACAAGAAAGCGACGCCCACGUUCAGAACAUCAUGGCAGAGACAACUUCAGAGGAGAAAGUCGGGUUAGAGAAAACUCCAGAGCAAAACAUAAUAGCAGAGAAAGCUUCAAGUCAUACGGCAAAGAGAACAACAGAGGACAAGAACAACAAAGAGAGAACUCUAGAUAUAGAUAUCAGAACAGAGAGAACUACAAAGGACAUCUUGAGAAGCAAAGAGGAGGCUGAGACUAAGGCUGAUAUUUUAUAGCAGAAAGGCGGUCAAUCAAGCAAUGACUUCAGGGAGGCAAAUCAUAUCUUGAGUCUAACUCUAAUUAGAGGUUGUAAACUUAUCUGCAAUUUAAAAAAUUAUAAAGUCUAUGACAGUCCAUGUUAAAUAGUGUUUGUUUAUAAUCAAUUUGAAAAUUGAUUAUAGAGAAACAGUCUUUUAUGUGAUAUAUGUAUCAAGUAUCUUCCAAACUUAACUGUGUCUGUGAUAUUGUACAAAGAAAAUGUUAGGGUAUACAAUGUCCAUGAUCUUUAUUAAUAAAAAAAAAAAAAAUAUAUUGAAAAAAAUGCUGGUGAA